ACUUGAUGCGUUCUCUGCCGAAAAGUACAGUUCCAUAAUUGUGCCUCCAGGAAAGAGUCUUUAGUCUGCGUGAGUACAUGUACAGUUCCAUAAUUGUUCGCCCAGGAAAGAGUCAUUGGUCUUUCGUCUGCAAACCACAUGUACUCUCGCAGUGUCAGCUGAAGACACUCUUGCACAUUGUUUUGAUUUCCAGAGGGAAGAUGCUUCCGGUCCACUGCAUCGUAGAGCUCCUCGACGCCCCGCCCGGUAAAGAAGGCGGGGACGCAAAGAAGGGCGAGGAGGAGGUGGAGGAGAAGAGGAAGGAGGGAUAUGCCAUUGUGCCAUCAACAUUACAACUCAGAGAUCUCGUCAGGGUAGCCUUAUCGAAGCUCGAUUAUCCACCGGAAAGGGCCAAAAAUGCAACAGGUGUUAUUCAGGUUCGGAAUUGGAAGGCCUUACCGUUCUCGUCAAUCACAGACAAUCAGCAAUCAUCAGUCGGACAACUCUUUGGAGAUCUUCUCUCUCACAUCACACUCAAGAUAUCUGUAUUAACAAGUGACGCCGCAAGUGCCAACUGCCAGAACCAAACGCCAGAGGACCAAAGCCGAAGCAGCAGGGUCGGAGGCAACGCCAGCAGCAGUAUCCUCAGCCUGGGCAACCUUGGCAGUAGCUUCUUCUUGCGGCGAGGUCUAGAUCUUCCAUUCGGGAUGAUGGCGAGGAGGAUGAAGGGCGGUGAGGGCAAGGGGUUCGGCAGGACUGCUCACCCGGUCCAGGAGCUACGGAUCAAGCUUCUGCAGGUCUUGGAGAAGAGAGGUCCUACACUUCUUGUCAGUCAUGGUUGCCCAUUCUCUCAGGUGACUGUAUCGCAGAUCUUGCAGGGCAAGUACAACAAACCUGUCAGCAUUGAAAAGAUCCAAGCCUUCUACCAGUGGUACAACAUCUACAAUGGCCUUACGGACAACACCCUCUUACCCCCGGAAAAGGUUGACAGUUCAUCGUUACCACGCAUCAGCUCGAAGCACUGGAGGCGGCCUAGGACACUCUUCAACCCCCGCACAGAGCUCCCGCGCCUCCUGCGGUGGUAUCGACAGAACCCGAGACCGACCAGGGCGGAGAUGGAGGUCUACCUGGCCGAGUUGAAUGGCUCCGACUUCCGACGCAACGGAACCCCACUUCAGUACUCUUCUAUCAUGAUCUGGUUUAAGAAUGCCAGGGUGAAGUACAGGCAUCUACUGCGCUCAAGUGCCAUCGCCCAGAUGAGAGAGGACAUUGGGUAUACCAAGAGUUCAAGAGACUUGGUGAUUGAUGAGGACGACAAGAACAGUGAUGACGGAGAAAGCGAUAUGGUGGUAGAAGAGAAGGAGAUGGAGGAGCAAGUGGUGGAGGAAGAGGAGGAGGAGGAUAAGAAAAAGACAGAGACUUUGGAAUCAUCAUCUUCAAAGAGCCCGGUUAGAAGUUCUGCGAAGAGCCCUUCGCGUAGUCCAGGAAAAAGUCCUGCAAGAAUUCUGCAUUUGAAAGAAGAACCCAUAACAGAAGGAGAGAACUCUGUUGGCAAUGAAAACCAUGCCGUAUCGAUGGCGACGUCUUUAGCGAAACCAACCAUUUUACCUUCACUUUUACACAUGCAAGCACGACCGCAUCUCCAGCCUGUCAGUAUCGUUAGUAAUGGUUUGAUUGUGCCAAGCAGGUUAAGUAACGGAGCUCAUCAAGCAGAGACAGCGCUUCAUGUGCCAGACAUCCGGAAAAUUGCCUCUGGGUUUGGGAUAUCAUUAACCCCCGAGUUGGCAGCAGCCGCCCAUGCCAUGCCUAUCCAUGGUCUCGCCCACCCCCAUUUCUUGCAUGCGCUUGACGCGGUGCACAAGGAUCAUCCUUCCAUUAGAUUAGAGUAUCAAAACAGUAGCCCCCUCUCCGUGCCUAAGCCCAACCCAGUACCCCUAACCACCCCUUCUGCCUCUCAGAGACGGACACCCACGCCCCAGUCAUUCAAACCCGAGCCAGUAUCCCCCAAAUCCGAAAAAUCACCUCAAACCAACACCUCUCAGUCCGCUACAAGUCCGGCAACCAGGGUACCCCGGAAACGCUUUACUAUCGAUCCUACCUUUGAAGUGCCAAAGCUGCAGUCGUGGUUCGCCAUCGACCCCAGGCCCGACCGGCUGACCAUCGAGAGAUACGUACAGGAACUGAACUCGAGCGAAUGGAGACGGCACCAGCCCAAGUAUAACAAUCGUGUGGUGUACGUCUGGUUUAAGAAUGCGCGUGCCAAAUACUCUAAGAUGCAGAUGACCCCUCCCGGAGGUGAUCCCGACAUGGAGCGAAGACACCAUGAACUGAUGAGAAUGCAUCAGGAAGCUCAGAUGUCAUGAAAAAGACUGCGAUGAUACACUCCGAAUCUUCAACGGGGUGUUCAAUGCCUUUCGCACUAUUAAAAUUCUUUAUUUUCUGUUGAAAACAGAAAGUUGAUGCAUUUGGUUAUGAUGUACUUCUGGGGAGCGUUUCAUCAACAUUUUUGUCCAACAAGUAGUCAGAUCUGACAACUUUUCUUGAUUAUGAUUGGCUGAGAAGCACUGUUACUAUGGUAACUGUCGGAUAAAAUGGGACUUGUCAGAUAAAACGUCCGACAAGUUCUUUCAUGAAACGCUCCCCAGAAGUUGUGCUCUUAGCUGUGAGGAAGAAUGAAACAAAAAUAUUUCCUUUUUGUUUUUGUUUAAAAUUCAUCAGUGGUUCUGACUAGUCACUCUUUGUAAGUUAUUUAGUUAUUUUGUUGUAGAAAAGCAGUACAAUUUUACUAUUUUUCCUCAUUUUUUAUGUCUUUACAUAACUGGCACCUUCUUUCUUACAAUUCAUAGUGAAUACAAGUGAAUGGCACUCUAAAGAAAACUGUAUUUUAUGUGUACCUCAAUCUUAAAUCUCUAAGUAUGCACAUUGCAUGCUCUCAUUUCUAUUGUUUUACUUUCAUUUUUAUCUUCUGUUACAAAUCACAGAAUAUUGGUCAGAUUUACCAAGUGACUUUGUAGCUUCAUGUCGAACAUAUUUCCAAUGAAUUAUGUGAUACUUGUAUGUUUUAUUGAAUUAAACUGAAAUUAAUAGUUAUCUUUAAAUUGUCAAUCAAAAUUAAGUAAUGAAAUUGAUACAACCUUUUUUGUUGUUGCCUGUUGGAGAAUAUUUCUCAUCAUUGUUUGUUCAAUAAAAGAUGGAAAUUUUAACUAUUAUGGGAAAGUUUUUAAGAAAAUAAACAACUCAUCUAUGUUGAUAAGUUAUACAAAAAGCUGUAAAUGUAUAUAAGAAAUAAAUUUAGCAUGUUUUCCUGAUUUUUUAGGCGGGGUCAUUCAAAACAAGAAAUAAGAUUCAAAUCUGAUCAAAAAAUACUUUUUUAAAUUUGUAGCUAUGAAUAUUCACUAAAAUAUUCACUGAAUACUGCAGUGCCUGAACGGGACAGCAUGGCUGGGAUUGUAAAAUAUGCUAGUAAGUUUCAAAGGACAUGUUUUAAAAGAGGGGGGGUACCCUCAUUAUUUUUAUGAUGUGCUAUACAUUGAAAAGAUACAAGUACAUGUACAUCUUUUUUUCUACUGUUCAGCUUACUUAAACACACUGAAUAUUUUGCACACAGUACGUCUGUACGCCAGCAACGUAGCACUCUGUUAGCUAAAAACUGUUUUAGAAUUUAGAUGAACUUGAUGUAUUAGUGCCUUUGUGCUUUUAUAGCAAUGUAAUUUAUUCAUCACUCUGUCCGACUAACUCAGUUGAUCACUUUGUAGCACUCUGCUGGUCAACUUUAUUUUUAGGCAGGGUGCUACAUAAGCACUUGCCCGAUUGCCCGGGGCAAGUAAAAGUUAGAGUCGGGCAAGUGUUUUGAAGUAAAGACCAAAACUACUUGCCCGAAUUGGGCAAGCAAAAUUCACAAAGUAGAAAGCAAAAUUCUCCCAGGAGAAUGACCAUAAUUAGGGUCGAUAUGAUAUUGACCCUAAUUUGGGUCAUGGUAGGCAGGAUAAAAUCACUUUGGAAAAAGAAAUGCAACAGAUCAGUUCAUGUCAAAAGAAAAAGGUAAAUGGUUUAUAAAACCGCAAAACUUUCUUUUGAAGAGGUAAAACUUUUUUUUCAAGGAUUUUUUCGGGCAAGUGAAAAUUAUUUUGGGCAAGUAUAUUCCAACUAUUUAAAGAUUUACUUGCCCGACCGGGCAAGCGCUUCUAAAAAGUUAUGUAGCACCCUGUUUUUAGGUAAACUUCAUGUAGGACCCAUUUUUAGUAGAUCCCGAUGUAUUAAAGUUUACAUCCUUUUUCAUCAAUCACUAUGCCUGACAAUUCACCUUUUAUCAUUAAAAAAAAGAAUAGAGACCCUAGAUUUCUAUACUGUUGAUCAUAUGCAAAAAUUAUAAUCAUUCCUGUGGACUAUUGUGGGCUAAUUGGACAAGGGAUGAAAAACAAAUGUUAUGAAGAGUUAAAAAGCUAAAUCUACCUACGGAAUAUUGCCAGAGUAUUCAAUAUCAAAAACAAAGAAGUCUAAUGUGUGAUUGUGAUUGAAAUAUAUUGAUUGGAGUCAAUUGAUAAUGAAAUACGGGAAUGGGAAAAUUGGAAAAGCAGAUUUAGGUACUGUGGGUCAAAUAUCGUCACUGCAGAUCUCUGUGCGAACAAUUUCGGAUUUUAAAUAUAAAUUUGUUAGUAUUCCCCAUCCAUUAUUUCAUCUAACUUGCACAAAAAUGCUGCUAUGAUGGUUUUCUAUCUGAUAAACUUCUUGGUCUGUAUUCUGAACUCGGGUUUAAAUGAAACCCUGGUUUAAAGUUGUGGUUGAACUAUGGAGAGCCAAUUGGGGCACAAAUCUCUUAACAAGUACACAUUCAGUGUAUUAACUCAUUUGACACUUAAAACAUUCAGAAGCGUCUGGGAAUGAUAACUGAAGUAUUUUGAAGUAUCUUUCUUUAUUAUGAAAGCAAAAGGAAAAAAAUAGUGAACAUGAGAAAUAUACAAUGUAAACAGAAAUUUUGAAUUUUUGGCUCCCAUAAUUUUAGCACAGAGUUAGAAUGUGGUCUAAGUUAAACAUGACUUCUGAAUAUGGGCCCUUGUGUUUACAGUCUACCUUUCUCAUUCAUUUAAUACUGUGACACAUACUGUAUAUCACUCAGAAGUGACAAAUUCAAGAUGAUGAAAUACGAUAAACAAGAAUAAUAGGUGAUUUUGUUAAUAAUGCUGAAAAUAAUUAUGCAAUCAAAUGUUCAAUUCAAAAUCUGAUUAUUUCAUAUGCUAGAUUUCAGGUUAUAAAACAAACUAUUUUAUUGAUCUGAUUUUGAAAAAUACAAAGUGAAACAGUGAGUGAUAGGCGAAAAGCAAGGAAGUGGGAAAAUCUCAAUUUCAUUCAAGGCAGAUUAAUAUUUUUUGGUUUAUUUCAUGAACCAUGUCAGAAGUUUAAGCACGUUUCUCCAUCAAAGUGGAGGAAUGAGUAAGAGUUUAAUUUGCAUGUGUUUUCCAGUUACAAGAGGGUAUUCUUGAUUCAGCUAAUUAGGGUAAAAGUUAAUGCUCUUCAUUUCCUCCCUGCAAAAACAAGAUAAAGCAAAAGAUGUGUCUUGCUAAGGAGAUGGAUCAGAGCCGCGUUCAUUAGCGUACUUAAGGGGUGCGUGGUAGAGUAAGGUUGCGUCAUUGCGGCUCAGUAGAAACAAACAGAUUCUCUUUAUUUUUCCGAAUGAAAUGAAGCAGAUUGCUCAGAGAUUGAAGAAGAUCAGAAGGACUUCCUGUUGUGUCUUUAUCCAGACUUUGAAACAGAACUCAUGCAAGGAGGAAGUGGGGGCUUAGGGAGCAAAAUGGGGUCUUUCGGAACAAAACCAAGAGAAAAGGAACUUUUCAAGCAUUCUCUUGUCGUUUAUCACCUUGAUUAAGCAUCAAGGAAAUCAUU
Molecule: messenger RNA, 5859 nt
Organism: Lytechinus pictus (painted urchin)
Lineage: Eukaryota; Metazoa; Echinodermata; Echinoidea; Temnopleuroida; Toxopneustidae
Exons: 5
Coding region: 78-2342 (754 amino acids)
Biological process (GO): chromatin remodeling; regulation of transcription by RNA polymerase II
Molecular function (GO): RNA polymerase II cis-regulatory region sequence-specific DNA binding; DNA-binding transcription factor activity, RNA polymerase II-specific
Source: RefSeq, a predicted model, not a curated record